CGCGCCCGCGGCGGUCGCCAGGUGAACGCCGGGCCGGCCGCGGCCGAGCGGCCGGCCGGCGCCAGUCGGUGCGUGGUGUCGCGGUGCGAGGGUCUGCGACCGCCGGCCGCCCGAUCAGCCAUGGCGCCCCCCGGCUCGCCCUCCGCCUGCUCGGAGACGGCUCCGCUUUUGCCGAGCGCUCCGCUGAAGCCGAGCUGCGCCGACUCGGACUCGGACUCCGACUCGAGUCAUGCGCCCGGGGCCGGCGGUGGCCGGCGGCGGCUGUGGCUGGGCCUCUUCAGCGGCUGCCUGCUAGCCGGCUGCUGCAUCGCCGUCAUGAUCCCGUUCUUCCCGCAGGAGGCGGCGCGCCGCGGCCUCGGCCACGCCGCCAGCAGUCUCGUUUUCAGCAGCUACGCGCUGACGCAGCUGGUGCUGUUCCCGGUGGCCGGCCGGCUGGUGCCGCUGGUCGGCGUCGGACGCGCCUUCUGCGCCGGCCUCGCGCUGGCCGGCACCACCACGAUCGCGUUCGGUCUGGUGCCGCUCGUCCGGUCGACGGCCGCGUUCCUGGCCGGUUGCGUGACACUGCGGGCGGCCGAGGCGGCUGGCACGGCUGCCCUUCAGACGGCGGCGCGUACGCUGGCCGCCAGCCAGUUCCCGGGCGGCGCCAGCAGUGCGCUCGGCGUCAUCGAGACGGCGAUCGCGCUCGGUAUGUCUCUCGGUCAGGGCCUCGGCGGCCUGCUGUACGCCGCCGGCGGCUACGGCGUGCCCUUCUUCGCGGUGGGCGGCGGCAUGGUGGUGGUGGCGACGCUGAGCACGUGGCUGGUGCCAGUCGGCGGGCGGCCCGGCGGUGACGGCGGAGGGGGCCGCUCGGCCGCCCACCUGCGUCAGUUCGCCGGCUCGGCCGAGGCCUGGAUCAGCGUGGCCGUCGUGCUCAUGGUCGCCAUGAACUGGACGGCCGUCGACCCGAACCUGGCGCCGUGGGUGUACACACAGCUGGCUAUGUCGCCGGCCGAGCUGAGCCUCUUCUUCCUCGGCUCGUCCGCCUGCUACUCGCUGUCAGGCCUGGCCUGGGGCCGCCUGGCUGACCACGUCUCGGCCACGCACCUCCUCACCACCGGCUGCCUGCUGGCCGACGCGCUGGGCCUGCUGCUGAUGCUGCCGCCGCCGCGGAUGGGGUUGACGCCGUCGCGCGCGCUGCUGGCCGCCGGUCUGCUGGUGCGCCAGGUGGCGCAGGGUGGGGCCUACGUGCCGAUCGUGGGCCGCCUGCUGGCCGCCCAGCCGAACAUGACCGCCAAGGCGGCCGUGGCCAGCGGCAUCGGCCUCGUGUUCGCCGCCGGCAACGUCGUCGGCCCGCUGGCCGGCGGCCGGGUAGCCGACCUUUACGGCAUGCCGCGCACGGCCGCCGUGCUGGCCGCGCUCAACGUGGCCGUGGCCGUGCUGACGGGCGGGAUGGCGGUGCGGGAGCUGCGUCGCGCUCAGGUGGCCCGACGCCGCGGCGAUAAACUAGGCGGCGCCUCGACCGACCAGCCGAACGGCGACGACAACGACGACGGCGACGACGACGGCGACGACGACGGUGACGAAUGUGGUAGCAGCGGCGGGUGCGACGGCGAAGGCGACGGCACAGCGGACAGACGGACGGAGGGCCAGAUGGCAGGGGGAGCGGGCACCUGACGGACAAAGGCCUUGCUGGCCACAGCUGCCGUCAGACAGAGCUCGCUGGCCGGGAGACAGUGCCAUGUCCAACUGGAGGGGACGCAGUCUCCAGCUGCAUCCCCAGCCGAACAGCGGCUGACACAGGAGGCGUUCAUCUCGUGACGAGGAGGCAGGCGGCAUCGAGAGGGGCAGGUCGCCAAACCAGAUGUCAAGGACGCGAUGACUUCAACGCGGGUGCUUGACAUGUGGGUGAAUCGUGAUGCGUUAUAAGUGUGCCUGUUUUUGUAGGGGUCGCAUUGCCCCCUUUUGAGGCAUUUCGAUACUGCGAACCACCCCCAGUGCUUUAUUUAAGCUCUCUGUGCGAGUAUGCCUUAUUAAAGUGAUUGGCGUGAAAAAUCUAUAUACCCAUCGACUGGACUGAAGGAGCUCCGACAUUUGCGCGUUCGCGCUGGGUGCGCUCAGGGCCGAGUGUCAGGUCGCUUCGGACACCGUUCAGCUUGGCGUCGUUCGCACGAAGCUCCUGCCGUCUGGCGGAGGGUGAAUCAACCAUUACAGCGCUCCGUUCUCGUCUUGAAAGAAAACGUGGCGCCACCUACCGGUUCGCAUUGCUGAGAUCUGGGGCAAGUCCUGCGGUGCGCCUGCCAUCUGCUGGUAGCGACUGACUUCAAGUACUUACCAGGGGCACGGAGUUUCUGCCAUCUGCCGGCUGGCUAUGGCAACUGCGCUGGGACGUUCCGCUCGCCACGUGCGUCGGCUGGGAGAGAGGGCCGUGUCAAGCUGGCCGAUUCGACCCUUUGUCUCAUUUUACUGAAGUUCAGCGGGGCUUGCGGGCAGCUUUAUCAUGCGUAGGAUCCCGAAAAGUUUUGGGAAAUUUCAGGAACGUGUGCGCUCCUGUGGUGCGUUUUCUGACAUUUCGCGGCAUUUGCGUUGUAAAAUACCGGCAGUGGAGUGCGCGUUUUGAGUAUGACUGCUGAGCUGGACUGAACGGGAAUAUGGCUGCCGAACUGGAUCAGAUGGAGCAUAAUGGCCGAACUUGGACAGACGGGAGCGGGGCUUUUUGCGUCGCCCGGUUUGCAAAGACGCGGCAGUCCAUGCGUCUUUUCAUUUCACUUUUUUCGAAAAAAGUAGCAGCUGAACAUAUAAGCCACCGAGCCAGUAGCAAAUAUAUGUAUUAGGUCCAGUCGCAAAUCAGGCCAACUCGUUGAUGCGCACGUAGCUAGCCGAAUAUAUAAAAACGUACGACUAAGUCAGUCCGCUAAGCUGAUCAAAAAAUAAGUUGUUUUGUGCCGGGUAAAUCAUUAUGUUUUGGACCCAUACAUUUAAUGAAAAAACCUGAACAAAUAUUCUACAUAUAAGCCAAGCUGGUAACACAACAUUCCAACCAUUUGUUCUGGAUACACAAAAAAGUGUGGAUGAUAAGUGCUGAA
Molecule: messenger RNA, 3062 nt
Organism: Pollicipes pollicipes
Lineage: Eukaryota; Metazoa; Arthropoda; Thecostraca; Pollicipedomorpha; Pollicipedidae
Product: MFS-type transporter SLC18B1
Exons: 1
Coding region: 121-1653 (510 amino acids)
Biological process (GO): transmembrane transport
Molecular function (GO): transmembrane transporter activity
Source: RefSeq, a predicted model, not a curated record